Messenger RNA from Asparagus officinalis (garden asparagus), 2451 nucleotides. RefSeq names its product probable inactive purple acid phosphatase 27. Gene Ontology annotation, molecular function: metal ion binding; acid phosphatase activity. Bases 234 to 2072 code for a protein of 612 amino acids. The transcript has 13 exons. NCBI's taxonomy places the organism in Eukaryota, Viridiplantae, Streptophyta, Magnoliopsida, Asparagales, Asparagaceae. The record is from RefSeq and is a predicted model, not a curated record.
CAGGCAGAAUUGUGGUAAAUAUUCGACCACAGUGUCCUAAUAUAUAUCCCGCACAUUUAACGUCGUCAUCUCUGCUUUCUCCCUAUGAACUCCAUUCAAUCUGCUCACUAUUUUCUAUUCGACCGAGGACUCUGAUCUUUCUUCUCCUCAUAUGCGCGAUUUGGUGAACACCCAUUUGAUCCUUCACUCAGUUCAUCAGAUAUAAAUAUAUAUAAGGUUAAUUGCUGUGAGUGAUGGGUUCUUGUUGGUUGAUUCUGUUGGUGAUCCUUUCAAGCCUGCUUAGAUUUGGAGUAGGAAUCCAUUGUGGAAAGCAGCCCCUUUCUAAAAUUGCCAUUCACAGAGCUAGACUUGCCAUUCAUAAUUCCGCUUUUGUCAAGGCUACUCCUCUGAUCCUUGGCUUGAAGGGUGAAAGUAGUCAAUGGGUGACAGUAGAGUAUAGCCACCCAAAUCCAACACUUAAUGACUGGAUAGGAGUAUUCUCUCCAGCAAACUUUAGCACUUCCAUCUGUCCUCUAGAAAAUAACAAAGAAGAACCUCCCCUGCUAUGUACAGCUCCCAUAAAGUACCAAUUUGCAAGUUACCAAAAUGAUGAGUAUCAUAAAACAGGAAAGGGAUUAUUGAAACUUCAACUGGUCAAUCAAAGGGCAGAUUUUGCAUUUGCAUUGUUUUCCGGUGGUCUCUUAGAUCCAAAGCUGGUUUCUGUCUCAAAUACACUUACUUUUGCAAACCCCAAGGCUCCUGUUUACCCACGGUUAGCUCAAGGAAAAUCUUGGAAUGAAAUGGCAGUAACGUGGACAAGUGGAUAUAGUGCUGAUGAGGCAAUACCUUUUGUCGAAUGGAAUGCAGAAGGUGAUGCUAAAACGCGGUCUCCAGCUGGAACAUUAACUUUCAGUCAAAAUAGUAUGUGUGGUCCACCUGCAAGAACAGUGGGUUGGAGAGAUCCUGGUUUCAUACACACAAGUUUCUUGAAAGAUUUAUGGCCCAAUUUAAUGUAUACUUACAAGCUUGGGCAUCAGUUAUCCAAUGGUUCUUACAUUUGGAGUAAGUCAUACAGCUUUAGAGCUUCUCCUUUCCCUGGGCAAGACAGCUUACAGCGUGUUGUCAUUUUUGGUGAUAUGGGAAAGGGAGAGGCAGAUGGUUCAAACGAAUAUUAUGAUUAUCAGCCAGGUUCCCUUAACACCACUUACCAGCUUAUCAAGGACUUAAAGAACAUAGAUAUAGUUUUCCACAUUGGAGAUCUUUCUUAUGCAAGUGGAUAUCUUUCACAAUGGGACCAGUUUACAUCACAAAUUGAGCCCAUUGCCUCAACUAUUCCUUAUAUGGUUGCGAGUGGUAACCACGAUCGAGAUUGGCCUGGAACUGGAUCCUUCUAUGAAAACAAUGAUUCGGGUGGAGAAUGUGGUGUCCCAACUCAAACUAUGCUUUAUGUUCCUGCGGAGAACAGGGAAAAGUUCUGGUAUUCAACUGAUUAUGGCAUGUUCCGCUUUUGUGUAGCUGACACUGAGCAUGAUUGGAGACCAGGGACAGAGCAAUAUAAAUUCAUUGAGCAUUGCUUCUCAACAGCUGAUAGACAAAAACAGCCAUGGCUCAUUUUCCUUGCACAUCGGGUUCUUGGUUAUUCAUCCAAUGAGUUCUAUGGAGUUGAAGGAUCAUUUGAAGAACCGAUGGGAAGAGAGAGCCUCCAAGAACUCUGGCAAAAGUACAAGGUCGAUAUUGCUUUCUAUGGCCAUGUUCACAAUUACGAAAGAACUUGUCCUGUAUACCAGCAUGCAUGUGUGCUUAAUGGCUCACAUCAUUACAGCGGUCGCUUCGCAGCGACCACCCAUGUUGUUGUUGGUGGUGCAGGCGCCGGACUUGCCAACUUCUCCCCUCUCAGACCACGUUGGAGUUUCUUUCAGGACUUUGACUUCGGAUUUGUCAAGCUCACAGCCUUCAACCAUUCUACAUUGUUGCUUGAAUACAAGAAGAGCAGGGAUGGGAGAGUUUAUGAUUAUUUCACGAUAUCUCGUGAUUAUCGUGAUGUUUUGGGUUGUGUUGUUGAUAGCUGCUCAAGGACUACUUUGGCUACUUGAGCUAUUUUAUGUAUUCAGAUGUGGGGUCAUUAAGAUUAUAUUGGUUGAGGUAACACCUCUCAUCGAUACAUUCAGUAGCACAUAACACCCCUUAAGUAAUUUAUUAGCAACUAGCCCCCUUGAAUUCAGGAGGAAAACGGGGCGUUGCUGUAAUUUGUCCUUCUAAAAAUGGAAAUCGAGGGCUGCUAAAUGCUAACAAAAGAGUUGAGAUGUGUCAAGUGCUACUAAAAGUAUAGAGGAGGUUGGUUAUUUGCAAUAUAUUGACAUAUCGAACUUUAUACAUUUUGUACAGAAGAAAAGUUGGGAGUCUGAAGUGUAUUUAAUUGCUCUUCUUAACAGAUUGUAUUGGUAAAUUUAUUCAUGGGUUCCUUGUUUUCUU